AUGAGUCGGUUCGGUAAGGUGUGCGGCGAGGUACCUGCGCACUUGAAACUUGUCGGUGUCCAGACAGACAGACACAAGCGUCUCUGCGUCUAUCGCCGACGUCGAGAGUGUAAUUUAGUAUGGUCAAUCCAUGGCCGCCGAAUCCCGGAGAACGUUAUACGAUUCGGGUCGACCUGAUCUCCAUUAUCAAUAUUAUGUUCAUCCGCGCUGUGUCCCUAAUUUGAAUGGCUUUAUUGGAAAAGAAGCCGUCUUCCCGAAGGAUCCCGCUGGGAAUAUUGAGAUUUGAGAAGUGCAAAGACUGUUGAGUGACUUCAUUCGAUCUAGCCGGAUCCUAUUCCUGAAGUUAUAUUUGCAAGAUUCUGUCCACCAAAACCAACUAAACAGUAGUGGAAAGCCGAAGAUGACAAUUUAUAAGAACUCGAUUGGAAAAUCAGCAAGAGUAGAACUACCUGAGAAGGUUUUUCUCUGUCAGUAAACAGCUAAAAAAAAACCAAAAUACUGAAAACAUGAAGGUAAUUUAGAAAUCAAAUGCUUUCUCUACUCAAAGGAAAACCAAAGAAAACAGAUUAUAUAGUCGUCGAAAAGGUCACAUUUUAAUAAAAAAUAAGACCAAAGAGUCAACUCGACUCAUGUAGUCGAAAGCUAGUUUCAACUUUUCAUACUGGAACUGCCAAAAAUUUUCUAAAAACGGAAUCUUAAGUAAACUGAUACGGUAACUGGGAAUUCCACUAGCACUGGACUUUUAUGUGUUCACCCUGUGCAAAAACUCAGAUCCUACUUUGGUUAACUAAAAAAGUCCUUCAUAAACUAACGGCAUUUCUUCCAUUGAAUGCCAGAACCCUUUCUGAUGAAAAAAGUCUGUCAUGUGAACAGUUUUUUUUUGUGAUAAAAAACAUGGUCAAAUCCUCUCAAAUCCGAAUGCGAGAUGCGGCGGAGCAGUUCAAGACGCGUAGUCCUCGGGAAAAUUGCACAGUGGGCGCCUCGCCGAAAAAUGUGUGUUAAGCAAACAGUCGCCAUGGGACUUAGAUGCAAAAGAAGUGCUUUGCGACGUGCGGAAACCCGUGGCGGAAGCAUGUGUCUCUAAUGACUUACACAAUCACCUGAGACAAGUGUUUCCGAGGGACUGUCCUACGCAUCUUUGCCGCAAGGAGCACGGUAAAGACGAGAUUCUCAGUGGAUCCAUCUCGAAGAAGUCAUAA
Caenorhabditis auriculariae is the source of this 1199-nucleotide messenger RNA. NCBI's taxonomy places the organism in Eukaryota, Metazoa, Nematoda, Chromadorea, Rhabditida, Rhabditidae. The record is from the annotation of a GenBank genome assembly.